Cynoglossus semilaevis (tongue sole) is the source of this 6774-nucleotide messenger RNA. RefSeq names its product ATPase phospholipid transporting 11B (gene atp11b). Gene Ontology annotation, molecular function: ATPase-coupled intramembrane lipid carrier activity; ATP hydrolysis activity; ATP binding. The transcript is spliced from 30 exons. Gene Ontology annotation, cellular component: endoplasmic reticulum; plasma membrane; recycling endosome. Gene Ontology annotation, biological process: phospholipid translocation. NCBI's taxonomy places the organism in Eukaryota, Metazoa, Chordata, Actinopteri, Pleuronectiformes, Cynoglossidae. Bases 511 to 3999 code for a protein of 1162 amino acids. The record is from RefSeq and is a predicted model, not a curated record.
GACAUUACUUCAGUUGUCGGAGAUAUGAAGUGAAUUUGCGAAACUGCCAAGUGUUUUACUUCAGUGCGAACUUAAUCUAGUAUUAAGUAGAAUUUGUGACUCACUAUCGCUCCCUCUCUCUCUCUCUCUGGUUCUGUGUAUGUCUCCCCCUCACACAAACACACGCACACGCACACGCGUUGUGCCGUGUGUGUCUGUGUCUUGUUGGCAGGGGGAGGUUGAUCGUGGCACAGCAGAGAUGGUGCGCAGCUCUCUGGGACUCCGUGGCCAGCCGUCCGUCACUUUAACCGGGAAGACGUAUCUCUGACAUUACCCCCAACCGGGAAGGAUUUAGAUUUGCUGUAUAUAAACACAUCUUCAUCGUUUGCACAUUAACGCGAUAUGAAUGCGUCGCGUAAUGCGAGCAAGAGGAGCUGCCUUUUUGGGGGAAGCGUUUUUUAUGGUCCGGGACGGUUUUGUGUUGGAGUAGCUCGGUGCUAGCGCGGGGCUAGCGACCAUAUUCUCACCAGGAUGCUACGGUGGAUCCGCCAACAGCUGGGCUUUGACCCACCCCACCAGAGCGAGACCAGAACGGUUUAUGUGGCAAACCGUUUCCCGCAGCAUGGCCACUACAUCCCACAACGGUUUUCAGACAACAGAAUCAUCUCAUCCAAGUACACCAUUUGGAAUUUUGUCCCCAAGAAUCUGUUUGAGCAGUUCAGAAGAAUUGCCAACUUCUAUUUUCUCAUUAUCUUCCUUGUACAGUUAAUGAUAGACACCCCCACCUCCCCUGUCACCAGCGGUCUGCCUCUUUUCUUUGUGAUAACUGUCACAGCUAUUAAACAGGGCUAUGAAGAUUGGCUGAGACACAAGGCUGACAAUGAGGUGAAUGGGGCUCCGGUGUUUGUGGUUCGCAGUGGAAGUCUGGUCCAAACAAGAUCAAAGAACAUCAGGGUUGGCGAUAUUGUUCGUGUGGCUAAAGAUGAAACAUUCCCUGCUGACCUGGUGCUGCUGUCAUCAGAUCGUGCUGACGGCACGUGUCACAUCACCACUGCCAGUCUUGAUGGAGAGACCAACCUUAAGACGCACUACUCUGUGGCAGAGACGUCGGUGUGUCAGUCUGUGUCUCGCCUGGAGGCGUUGCAGGCGGUGGUGGAGUGUCAACAACCAGAAGCUGACCUGUAUAGGUUUGUUGGUCGUAUUACUGUGACUCAGCAUGGGGAGGAGAUAGUCAGGCCUCUUGGCCCUGAGAAUCUGCUGCUGCGAGGCGCCAGGUUGAAAAAUACCAAAGAGAUUUUUGGUGUGGCAGUUUACACAGGCAUGGAGUCCAAGAUGGCUCUCAACUACAAAUGCAAGUCCCAGAAACGCUCUGCGGUGGAAAAGUCCAUGAAUACCUUCCUGAUCAUAUACCUGGGCAUUUUGCUGUUCGAGGCGAUCCUCAGCACUAUCCUAAAGUAUGCCUGGCAGGCUGAGGACAAGUGGGACGAGCCUUUCUAUAACUACAAGACUGAGCAGGAGAGAAACAGUAUUUCGAUCUUGAAGUUUAUCUCAGACUUCUUGGCCUUCAUGGUCCUCUACAACUUCAUCAUCCCCAUCUCGCUCUACGUUACUGUGGAGAUGCAGAAAUUCCUUGGGUCUUUUUUUAUAGGGUGGGAUUUGGACCUUUAUCACGAAGAGAGUGACCAGAAGGCUCAGGUCAACACAUCUGACCUCAACGAGGAGCUUGGCCAGGUGGAGUAUGUUUUCACUGAUAAGACUGGCACACUAACAGAAAACGAGAUGCAGUUUCGUGAGUGUUCUAUUAAUGGAACCAAGUAUCGUGAAGUUAACGGUAAACUGGUACCGGAGGGAAUGACUGACGACUCACCAGACGGUUCCGUGCCUCACCUGAUUGGUGAUGAAAUGUUGUUCCUCAAGGCGGUGUCAUUGUGUCACACAGUUCAAAUCAGCUACGACCAGCCUGACUGUCUGGGUGGGGGAGGAGAUCCCUUCUCUCAUGUUAACGGUUUCUCCUCCAGUCACAUGGAAUACUACGCCUCUUCUCCAGAUGAGAAAGCUCUGGUGGAGGCAGCAAAAAGAAUCGGAGUGGCCUUCACUCGCAGCAACGGAGACACAAUGGAGAUAAAAACAUUUGGCAAAUCGGAGAAGUACAAACUGCUGCAUGUAUUGGAGUUUGAUCCAAACCGUAGAAGGAUGAGUGUCAUCCUGCAGACUCCCUCAGGAGGGACCGUGCUCUUCACCAAAGGAGCAGAAUCAGCCAUCUUGCCUUUUACGACCAGUGGUGAAAUAGAAAAGACCAGACUGCAUGUUGAUGAGUUUGCAUUGAAAGGGCUGCGGACACUGGUGGUAGCAUGUCGUCAUUUCAGCCCAGAGGAGUACAUCGAUGUGGACAAGCGUCUGAACAGCGCCCGCACGGCACUGCAGCAGAGGGAGGAGAAACUGCAAGAGGCCUUCAGCUAUAUAGAGAAAGACCUGCAGCUUCUGGGUGCAACGGGGGUGGAGGACAAACUCCAGGACAAAGUCCAGGAGACCAUCGAAGCCUUACGGAUGGCAGGGAUCAAAGUAUGGGUGCUGACAGGUGACAAACAUGAGACAGCCGUCAGCGUCAGCCUCUCCUGUGGUCACUUCCACAGGACCAUGAACAUACUGGAGCUUCUGCAGCAGCGCUCUGAUAAUGAGUGCGCUGAGCAGCUCCGCAGACUAGCCCGGAGGAUAAAGGAAGACCACGUAAUUCAACAUGGGCUAGUUGUGGACGGAGCCAGUCUGUCUUUAGCAUUGAGGGAACAUGAAAAGCUCUUCAUGGAAGUGUGCAAAAACUGCUCAGCUGUGCUGUGCUGCCGUAUGGCCCCUCUGCAGAAAGCAAAGGUGGUCCGUCUUAUAAAAAUAUCUCCAGAGAAACCCAUCACCUUAGCAAUUGGUGACGGAGCCAAUGAUGUCAGCAUGAUACAGGAAGCCCACGUGGGCAUAGGUAUCAUGGGUAAAGAGGGUCGUCAGGCUGUGAGAAACAGCGACUAUGCAAUCGCCAGGUUCAAGUUUCUGGCUAAACUCCUGUUGGUCCACGGUCACUUCUACUAUAUUAGAAUAUCAACACUUGUACAGUACUUUUUCUACAAGAAUGUAUGUUUUAUCACCCCCCAGUUUUUAUACCAGUUCUUCUGUUUGUUUUCACAACAAACGCUGUAUGACAGUGUUUAUCUGACACUGUAUAACAUCUGCUUCACCUCGCUGCCCAUACUGGUGUACAGUCUGUUUGAACAGCUGGUCCAUCCACAUGUACUACAAAACAAACCUGGUCUGUACAGGGACAUCAGCAAGAACUCUUUGCUGUCUUUUCGGACAUUUUUGUACUGGACUCUGCUGGGCUUCUGCCAUGCCUUCGUCUUCUUCUUUGGGUCAUAUAUACUGAUGGGAGAAGACACUACCCUAAUGGGCAACGGGCAGAUGUUUGGAAACUGGACUUUUGGAACGCUUGUGUUCACCGUCAUGGUCAUCACUGUUACACUAAAGCUUGCUUUAGAGACUCAUUUCUGGACGUGGAUGAACCAUUUUGUGACAUGGGGUUCGAUUGCCUUCUACUUCAUCUUCUCUCUCUUCUAUGGAGGCAUCAUCUGGCCUUUCCUCCACACCCAGGACAUGUACUUUGUAUUCGUGCAGCUGCUUUCCAGCGGUUCGGCCUGGUUCGCCAUCAUCAUCAUUGUAAUAACCUGUCUGUUUCCUGAUGUGGUGAAGAAGGUCUUCUACAGACAUCUGCAGCCCACCAAUACACAGAAGAGUCAGUCUAUAUCAGCCCCAGCCGAGACCCUCAGCUGUGUGGAGUCCCUGUGCUGCUUCCAACAUGGGCAGAGCGGCUGUACCCGCUUGGCCCACUUCCUGGAGCAAAUGACGGGGCAGUGCCAGGACAGUGUCAACCAUUGCCAGGUGUCCAGCCGCAGCAACAGGUCUUGGAAUGACAUGGAGAACUUCUACUCCAACGAUCGCAGCAUCCUGACGCUGUCACCCAUGGAGGCCACCCACUGCUGACAGACAUGGCCACUGACUGUAGCACAUAGAGCUGCGGGAGCAUUAACACUGCAGUGGGAGUCGUAGGGACAUUUUUUUCUGUCCAUUUCAGGACACCACUUGUCUGUGGACCAACUCCGUUAGAAAAGGUCGACCUGGUGACGUAGCUGCAAAAUUUUGGUUCUUUCAAAACACUGACCUUCAAGAAUCCAUUCAGCGCUGGGGAGCUUCACUCCGAGGUCAGACUGGUUCAGUGGACCUACAUGUAGCAUUUGGUUUCCAGACCUAACUUUUCUUGCAGCCAUGUCUGCAUAUUAGUGACUUUGCGAUCCAAGAUCUCCAACCCGAGGACUUUCUCUCGAGCCUGCUGGUUUGGUAAUAUUGAGGUCACUUCAGUACUGAGGUGAAGUGAUGUCAGUGAGGAUUUCGAGGCGUAGCGUUUGGAGAACUCCUCUUGACCUCUGACUGGCAGCGUUGUUUCCACUGUUUUACCACACGGAUGUUUCUUUGUGAUGACGAAAGGAUUAUAACCCCUAACCCUAUCCCCACCCCUAACACCACAGUAGCAGCCAAUGCAUUGCGGCUCAAGUUGCUCUGCAAACCCACUUCCCUUCAGACCUGUGGAAUUUCCUUUGUGCUGCUCAGCGACCAUCUCUGCUGUUGUACCAAAGAGCAGAGCUUUCAGACUGGAGUGCUCAACGCAAAACAUGUUUUUGUGCCUGAUUUGUACAGAAGCUUCUAAUGUUAUUCAGAGAUUCAUGCUGCUUUCUGGUCUGAACCUUCAGACCUGUGACUCCAUGCUGCUGCCUGAGAGUCUGUCUAAAAGCCAUACACUUUCAAGAGGUCACAUUUAGACAGGUGAAUUAUCGAAGGUAGUGCAGACAGGAAUUGAUCGAGUCUGUGGUCACAGGUUUUCAAUCCCACCUAAUUGGCAGAAGUACCAAAAUGUCAUAGGCUGAAACAUUUUAAUGUAAUUCUACAGACGUGGACCUUAUGCUUACAUUUCUGAUUGAUGAUGGAAACAUUUUUUCGUUGUUUGUUUUUUAUCACUGUAACAGUGAUAUAUUUUAUAUAUAUAUUUCACAGCAAAUACAGCUUGACCCAGACGACGAAAUUACUGUCUGCAAAGAGAGACAGAAACGGUUCAGUGAAGAGAAAAGCAGGGCAUUUGCACAUAUCAAGCUCAUUUCUUUUCUUUAUGCUUUAUACUUUUUCACAUCAACCAAUUUUCUUUUUCACUUUUUUUUUCCUUUUCUAAUUGUUGCAUUAUGUGACCAUGGUCAUUUUUGAAGACAGUUGUUGAUUAGUGUGUAUGGUUUUGUAUGUGUGGUCCACCAUGGCAGCCAUUUUGGCCGGCAGGAAGUGCAGUACUUAGCUUUGUCAAAUGAUUUUUCUUCAAUGUAGGUUGUUUGUUCUUUCAUCUAGGAGGAAAGAGGAAGUGAAUCACAGCAGGUGUUUUAAAUGUACAUGAGAAAUGGACGCAGCUAUUCAGAUCUAAACUCAAAACUUAUUUUCAAAAAAGUCAGAUCUUUUCUCCUAGUUUAGUUUUAUUAGAGCAGCUGAAGCCACUCCGUAAGAAAAACACAAGAUGUCUUCAUUACGAUUCUCUAUUAUGAUUUCUAGAAGCCAAAGACCAGCCUGUAACAGUCUUACAGAUGAGCCAGUUUUCAGUUGGAGCUCAGAUGAAAGGUUAAGGUUUGGACCACCACAUCAGUUUAAACCAACAUGUCUCUGGCUGUUUGUUUUUCUAACUGUCAACCAGAUACUGAAAUAUGACCAGCUCUAAGGCCUGUCAUUUUAAAGGCCAAGAAAAUAUAAAAAUGUUAAUGUCCUUUCCCUUUUUUUUGUUUAGAUGGAGCGUGACAGCCCUGUUAGGAGUUGAGUUACAGAAACGUCUGCUGUGAGUCUAUUGGCUACGUCCAUUUCUCGUAUAUAUUCUGUGUCAGAAUUUUAACUGUGAGUGGAUUUGCCUGGAGAAGAAGGCACAAUGUUCAGGUUGGAACCUCUAAAGACAACCGUUUUAAACUUGACAUGAAGAACCACACAACAAUGACCAGAACCUUCCUCAGUUCACAGAGGGAGCAGAGCACAGUCACCGUGUUCACUGUUUCUAAACUUGACUCCUGGUCUAUGUUUGAUUUUCUCUACGGACCAUAUCUCUUUAUUGGCUAAUCUUUGUUUUUCUUUGUUUGUGUUUAAACUUUUAUACAUGUCAAUAUAUAUACACACAUAUGUGGGUUCCUUAAAUGCCUCUUACAAUGCAGCAAGAAGGUUUCAGUUGUUUCUGAAUUUAUGUCAGACUUAAGAACGAGCGGCACAACUUCCUGUUUAUUUAUUAGCGUCUUUAAACAUGCCAAGUGGACUAAACUGGAAUAAGGUAAAGUCUCAAAUGUAAGAAUUGGACGGUUGGCUUCUUUCAGAAUGCAUUAUGGGAAACUGAGCUCUUAAAAGAAAAGCUCUGAUCAAAUUAUUUUCAGAAUUUUCACAGUGUUGCUGUGGCUUAAUCACAAUUAUUCAUGAUUAUCUAUUUGAGAAUCAUUUUGAUAUAAACACUGUGACUUAUUUGACAGGAAGUAGAUGCGCAUCAGACAGAACUGAAACCCUGGAGCGCCUUCUCCCGGUGCCUACUUUCCAAAUUACAAGUAAGAAUAUCACAUGGUUCCGUCCACUUCUUAUGAGCAGCCUUUACCUAAGAUAAAUUCAGAUUGUUUGUUGUGAAGAAUAUUUCCAAUAUGCUUUUUCAUUUUCCGAUAUGCUUUUCUUUUACACAAAAAAGUAAACGAUACCAAAAUCUGA